GCGAUUGCAGCCCUACUCUACAUCCAGCAUGGCUGCGCUGUAUGAGGGGUACACGUUGUGCCGAGUUGUACCUGGGCAGAAUCGGGGCGAACCUGCGGUUCUUGGGGUCGCAGAGGGGAGGGAGACGGACCAGGUCGUUGUGACGGACCCGGGGAGGACUGUCACAGUCUAUAAGGUCUCGGAUCAGAAGCCCGUGGGCAGCUGGACUGUGAGACAAGGGCAGGCGCUGACGUGCCCGGCCGUGUGUAACAGACAGACUGGGGAAUACGUGGUGGUCAGUGAUCACAAGGUGAUACGCGUCUGGAAAGAUGACGAUCUGAAUUUUGACAGAGUCUUUAAAGCGACAGUGUCCGCGGAGGUGGAGCGGGUCCACCCCGUGCCGGGCUCGGAGCCGCUGGUGCUGUUCCGGAGGGGGGCGGUCCGGCAUCUGGACGCCCUGCUGGCCGCGCCUCAGCAGGCCGUGGAGGACGUCCUGUCGGAGGGGGAGGCCAUCAGAUGGAGCACCAGCGCUGUGGAUGGGACCCAGUGUGUCCUGAUGUUCAUCACUGAGAAGGGUGGGGAUCACCUCUUGUACCUGCAGAGAUCCAGGCCCAAUGUCCUGCACAAGUACAAGAUAGAGUGCGCCGAGAGUGGGGCCUGUCCCGUGAGCUUCACCGCCACCCUGCAGGGCGGAAACCUCCACUUCGUGUGCUUGUAUUCUGACGGCUGCGUAUUCCGGUCCCUGGUGUCGGUGCCCGCUGCCGCCGCAGAGGGGGUGUCGGCCCUCCCAAGGACGCUGCUGCUCAGGCUGCCCGUGUCUGGGGGGGCUCUGGUCUCGGCCGCCCUGCUCUUCCUGGACGACGCCCACCUGGCCGUGGUGGGGGCCCCCCAUCCUGGGCUCGGCUCCAGCCAGGGGAAAGAUUUCCUCUGUGUCUGGAAUAUAAAUUUUCAGACGUUGCAGACUGCAAAGGAGCUGACAGGAGGGGCCUAUGGACAGCUGUGGUGUUACUCCGGGAGGCUGUACGUGGUGCACGGGGCGUCGCUCAGCGUCCUGCCCUACGCCUGCGAGUGCUCCUCCCUGGCCGCGGCGCUGGGGAAGCUGAAGCAGUCCAGCCCCGGAGAUGCUCGGAGACCCGCUCCCAUCCUGUCCUGGAACGCCCUGCUCCACGGAGAAGCGUCGGAGCCUCACAGGCCAGGGAAAGGGCUGGAGACCAGGAAGAGUAAGCAGGCACGCAAGAGUCACGCGGCUGUAGCCGUUACCGCCGAUCAAGUUUUGGAACGUGUAAAGAAUGCAUCGGAAGCGGGAGUGGAGGAGGAGGUCCAGCUGUUCCUGUCCAGCGCCUCUGUGCUGGAGCAGCAGCUCUCCGCGGGCCAGAUAGCAGCACAGCUGGUGUCUCGCUGCCAGACCGAGCCCUCGUUCUACCCUCAGCGCACGCUGGUGCAGCUGGUGCAGACGCAGUGCCUCUGCCACAGUGUGUGUCCUGACCUCCUCCUGCUGGCGCUGGACAAGCAGGACUACUUCCUCUCUCAGCUGUGCCUGCAGCACUUCCCAGACAUCCCAGAGGCCAUCACCUGCGCCUGCCUGAAGGCCUUCCUCAGCGUCCUGGAUACCGACCUGGAGCCGGUGAGCGUUGAUCUGGGCAGCGUGUCCUUCCUGGACGCCCCGGGGCUGAGGAGCAGGAGGCUGCAGAACGGCUUCAGCCCCGCGGAGCUGGAGGAGGGGGGCUGCGAUGUCCUGACGGAACCCCCCGGAGAGGCGACGGGCCCUGCGGUGAACUCCCUGGACCUGCCCUGCCCAGUGGGCCUGAAGAAGGCGGCCCUCCUGAAUGAGAUCCUCCAGACGGCGCAUAGUGAAAACUUCCUUCUUCCGCACCUCAAAGAUCUCGCGGCUCACCAGGUGCUCCUGUUUCUCCGGUACCUUCAGUUCCUGUAUUUGAAAUGCUCUCGGGACUUGGACUCGCAGCUGCCUGGUGUGAGAGCUCCCACAGUUUCUCAGAUCAUGGAUUGGGUCUGUUUGUUGUUGGACUCCCAUUUCACCGUGUUAGUUAUGGUCCCAGAAGCGAAGGGAUUGUUGAAUAGCCUGCACAAGUUUGUGCAGUCCCAGGUACAGUUUUUCUCUGAACUGGGAAAAAUCCACAGCAGCCUACAAGAGAUCAACAAAAUUAAACAGUCAGAAGAGACCGCUUUGUACUCGAUUGAAGUGAUCAAGCUGUUUUAAGAAGAAAACUCACACCAAAUCAUGUACAGACUUUUUAAUAAAUUAGUUUCAUUUUUUUUCCUUUAUCCCAGACUGUUUUCUUUUUGCGAGCUUUUUUUUUGCCCCGGUUUACCUUCGAGCAGAACAUUGGAACUCGGUGUUCGGGAGAAUCCUCAGCACAGAAGAACAGUAAUCGACCUAUAAUAUACUUGGCAUUUAUUUAAGAAUCCUGCAGUGUGAUGUUUUCUUGUGCUGAUCUGUAACAGUCGUGCAGGAGAAGCAGAAAGUAAUGUGAUUCAUCCUGUAAUAGUCCUUGACUGAUGUGUUCAUGAAAGACAGGUUACAUGUCAUUAGUUUGCACAUAGGGUAAUGAUCUAAGAAUGCUAUCUGCCCCUUUCAUAAAGGAUAUGAUGGCCUUAGGAAAACGUUGUUAACUUUUAGUAUUAGUUUUUUUUUUUAACGAAACAUUUAAAUGUUUUAUUGACGUCAGGCUGGCUCCGUUUUAAUGACAUGUCAAAGUCGACCUAACAAAAUAUGGAAAACAGCGAACUGCUUUUCUUGUUGUUAAAUGCUCCAUUUUGUAAAUUGUUUAUAUAUAAAAAUGUUUUAUUCUG
Molecule: messenger RNA, 2790 nt
Organism: Lepisosteus oculatus (spotted gar)
Lineage: Eukaryota; Metazoa; Chordata; Actinopteri; Semionotiformes; Lepisosteidae
Gene: nol11
Product: nucleolar protein 11
Biological process (GO): maturation of SSU-rRNA
Cellular component (GO): nucleolus; nucleus
Molecular function (GO): RNA binding; protein binding
Source: RefSeq, a predicted model, not a curated record